AUGAAGAAGUCGCGUGAUAGCUUAACGAUCGCACUGCCCGGUGACGACAGCACCAACUGCCGGCUGGUAAGGAUGAAGACGCAAAUCCACACGAUCAGCGUCCCGGGCGAUGGUUCGUACGACAACGAGGCACUCAGCUGCUCGACACUCGACAUUUCGACGCACAAUGGCGAACCACACGGUGGUCUGCGUGGUUCGAACGAGUUCAUCCUGUCUGAGAGCGGGAAAAAGGUGACGAACGAUGACCAAACGGGACAGAUCAACCUGUGGCUGCAGCGCAAGGCGAAGAGUGCAUUUUCCGAGAAGAUGAUAAAAAAGCGGCUACCCAUUCUCCGAUGGUUACCACAGUAUAACUCUACGGACGCGAUCGGGGAUUUGGUGGCAGGAAUAACCGUCGGAUUGACGGUCAUUCCACAGGCACUCGCUUAUGCCGGUAUCGCUGGGCUUCCCGCCGCGUACGGUCUGUACGGAUCGUUCCUAGGCUGCAUUGUGUAUAUAGUGUUUGGCAGCUGCAAGGAUGUCCCAAUGGGUCCCACCGCCAUUGCGUCGUUGCUGACGUUCCAAACGGCCGGAGGAAACGUGGGAAAAGCCAUCUUGCUGUGCUUCCUGUCCGGCAUCGUGGAGCUGCUGAUGGGAAUUCUAGGUCUCGGGUUUUUGGUCGAUUUCGUCUCCGGACCGGUGUCCUCUGGAUUCACCUCAGCCGUUUCGUUGAUCAUCGUCACCUCGCAGGUGAAGGACGUGCUCGGCAUUUCCGCCAAGGGCACAACGUUCAUCGAAAUUUGGCGCAACAUCUUCAACGACAUCCACAACGUGCAGGUGUGGGACACCUUCCUGGGGCUGACCUGCAUCGCUGUGCUGCUGAUUAUGAGGAUUGUCGCUGGUCUCAAAGUUGGUCCCGCCGACGAUGAGCUAAAAUCGAAGAACCAUCGGAUCAUCAACAAAAUUAUGUGGUUGGUGGGAACUUCGCGAAAUGCGAUCCUUGUCGUGGUGUGUGGUGCCAUCGGAUACACGUUCCAAUCGUCAGCGACGGCGCCCUUCAAGCUGAUCGGUGAUAUUCCACCGGGUUUGCCAUCGUUUAAGGCUCCUCCGUUUUCGCUCACGGCCAACGAAAGCAUGACCGGUCAUGAGGAGUCCUUUUCGGAGAUGGUUUCCAGUCUCGGCUCGGGGUUGAUCGUUGUUCCGCUGAUCGCGUUGAUGGAAAACAUCGCCAUCUGUAAGGCGUUCUCAAACGGAAAACCCGUGGACGCAACACAGGAACUGAUUGCCAUCGGUCUUGCCAACAUCGCUAACUCGUUCGUGCAGGGUUUUCCCGGAACGGGCUCGCUGAGUCGCAGUGCGGUUAACAAUGCUUCCGGUGUGCGAACUCCCAUGGGCAACGUGUACACCAUGGCUCUUGUGGUGCUGUCGUUGCUCUUCUUCACGCCAUACUUUUCGUACAUCCCGAAAGCAUCCCUAGCUGCCGUUAUCAUUGCCGCAGUCGUAUUCAUGGUCGAGGUGAAAGUGGUAAAGCCAAUGUGGAGGACUAAAAAAAGUGACCUGAUUCCCGGACUAGGAACGUUCAUCGCGUGCUUAGCUCUUCCGCUGGAAAUGGGCAUCUUGUUUGGUGUUGGGUUGAAUGUGGUGUUUAUUCUUUAUCACGCCGCUCGACCAAAGAUUUCAGUCGAACGGUUGACGAGCCCGGCUGGUACGGAAUACUUGAUCAUUACGCCCGAUCGGUGCCUGAUCUUUCCGUCCGUUGAUUACGUCCGCAAUCUGGUGACGAAGCAAUCCAUUCGACAGUCACUGCCGGUAGUAAUCGACUGUUCACACGUAUACGGUGCCGAUUUUACUGCCGCUACCGUGAUCGAUAGCAUAACGCAAGACUUUGCCAAACGUGACCAGCCGCUGUUCUUCUACAAUCUCAAACCGAGCGUGUGUGCUAUUUUCGAGGGCCUGUCUCCCGCCGAUUUCGUUGUGUACUAUCGUGAGGAGCAUUUGGAUGAUCUUCUGAGGCAGCGUGCCUACAAACCAAAGGAAGUCAUUAGCGUCUAAUGCCGGGAGUCACGGCAUGGAAACAACGGCGGAUUCAGUGACAUCCCUUAUCGUCAACUAUUGCGAACAGUAUUAAGCGAACACGAAACAAUAGCAAGUGCCAGAUUAGCAGUCAGUCGCUGGAUUGCAUCAUUCCGUACGAUUCCUAACCAUUCAUGUACAUUCCGUGAGCUACGUUCCGUCGCGAUAAUGAGCUGUAUUGAGUGUGACGAUUUGACACAGCAAACAAAUUGUUGAAAGACUCAAAAGUAUUGUUUGAAUCUUAAAAUAUUUUUGCAGCUAGCCUGAAAACACUUACUGCAUCAAACGAGCAGCAAAGUAGCAGGUGUUUAGACGUAUGAAAUCGAUUAUAUCAAUAUUAUUUAAAUGUCACAACACGUUCCAAAAUCGGUUAGAGUGUAGUAUUAUAAGGGCACACAUGUUUUAGUAUGGCCUACUAACAUAAGGAAGAAUCGGCGUCUGAAGAGCAUAAGUACUUCGAGUAAUUUUAUUUGUAUCGUCCAGCGAAAAGGAACAAAUGGAAAAGAAUAAAAACGAAAUG
Molecule: messenger RNA, 2572 nt
Organism: Anopheles nili
Lineage: Eukaryota; Metazoa; Arthropoda; Insecta; Diptera; Culicidae
Gene: Esp
Product: sodium-independent sulfate anion transporter
Exons: 9
Coding region: 1-2031 (676 amino acids)
Biological process (GO): transmembrane transport
Cellular component (GO): membrane
Molecular function (GO): sulfate transmembrane transporter activity
Source: RefSeq, a predicted model, not a curated record